AUGAAUGUUGUUCAAUCACAGGUUUUCGAGUCGCUAAAGGCCAGACUUGAACAAAAUCGACGAAAUCCGAACGUUCCCGCCCUCGAAGAGCGUUCUCAAGGUGGUUCAGGUAAAAUUUGGAUUGCUUUUGGUGGCUGUAAUGAAGUAUGUGGAUGAAUUUUUGAUUUAAAAUUGUUUUUGAGUGUUUUAUUGGCUUAGGACCACAAAAAAUAGAUGGUUUAUAUUAAUUUUGCCUAAAAUUUUUGGGUUGUGGGAGAAAAUGCAUUUUUUUUAGAAAAUUUCAAAUUUAUUUAGUCCGUAAUACUUAAGAUUAUGAGAUUUCAGACCCCGCAGUUGCUCAAUCUAACCGCCGAGACAAGCGUUUCCUCAAGAAGCUCAAGUUUUCUUCGGUUAAAGUUUUCAUUGCCACCAAGCUCUCGAAGGCCUUCAAAAACACGUUCAAACCGGCGAUAAAGGCCCGACAAGCUGCCGGAAUGUCCUCGCAAUACAACACACUCAUCGUGCACAGUAAGAAAAAUGAUUUUUCAAGUCAAAAAUCAUUUUUUGACUUGAGUUUUACCGAUUUUUUGGAGGAAAUUUAGAAAAUUUGGAAGUUAAAAAAUAAAUUAACAUUUUUGCCAAAAAUACGAAAAAAAUAAAAUAAUUUUACAGUAAUCCGAGUGCGAGAUGUUCCAACGAAGAACGGCAGAGCCUUGGAUUCGUAUUGCUCAUUGAAUUUGAUCGGCCACAGCAAGUUUCGCGCCAAGGUCGACACCAACACGACUCGAUUGGAAAAUGGAGUUUGCGACUGGAAUGAGCAUCUUGAAUUGUGAGUAAAUCAAUUUUACAGCAGCUACACACCUUUGUUGUGAUAUUUGUAAUCAUUUGGCUUAACUACGAACCGAUUUUUUUAGUGAAAAAUCAAUUUUUUGCCAUUUCCACCAGGACUGUCUAGUAUAAUAUAAAAAAUCUUGCGGAUUUCAGCAAUGUGAACGAAACCUUCAGCGAAUUGUUGAUUAACAUCAAGUACAAGGCCAAAUUAGGUAAUGCUGAGACGUUGGCGACCAAAAGUUUUCGACUCGCGGACAUGCCAAAAACGCAAUCGGCCAAGUGGUAUGAUCUCCAUAAAAAAGGCAAAGAAGACAUGUUGCGAGGGCAAAUCUUGAUGUCCUAUGAAUUCAGCAAUCAAUUUAACACCUCCAUCUCGCAGUUCUCGCUGAAUGAAAUUGAAAAAGGCAGGUUUUUUGAGAUUUUUGGGGAAUUUUUGGGUAAUACUUGAAAAUUUCUGCGCCGAAAUUGAUUUUUCGCUUUUUUCUGUUAAAACAGGGUUUUUGUUUUCUUGGCAAGUGUUGUUUUAUUACUUGAGAUUUCUCAAGAACCCUGAAUUUCAAUUAGCCUUUCUCUAAACUGGCCAAAAGUCUUGAUUUUUUCGAAAAUUUCCUCCCAAAGGCCAAGAAGUAUUUGCAUUUCUUUUAUUCGAUUGAUAUUCGAAUAAAAAUUGAUUCGAUUAUAAAAAAUCGCCUUUGCAGAGAAUAAAAUGGACAAAUUCAAGCGCCACAUCCCAUUCCGCAACAAGAAGAAGGCCCAGUUGGACCGUGCGUCCAUGGCCUCGUACGCGAUCUCGAGGCGCUCUUCGAUCUGUUCAAAUUCGUCGGCCAUUGCGUUCUCACCAAUUGCCUCGCCACAUCCACAACAGGAACUACAGGUAGGAACGAGUUUGAGGGGAUUGACCGCUUUUUUGAGGGUUGUCAAGUUUUCGUGGUGAGACCCGAAGGCUUUAAAAAAAAGUGUAUAAAAUGGGUAUUUUUGGUGUUGAAAUUGUUGUUGAUGGGAUUUACCAAUAUUUUUAUUGAUUUCUGGCGAGUUCUGAAGAUUAAGAUGUUUUCGUGGCGGGACCUAGAGAAUUUUUUUUUAAAUUUUUUUAAGCGAAGGGAAUGAUAAAUGAGCAGUAGAAGUGCUGAAUAUAGCUUGAAAAUUGUAUACAGACUUUAGAUUGUUAGCGAUUUCUGACCAAUUUUUUGAUAUUUGAAGGUUUUCGUGGUGGGACCCAAAAAUUUUUUUCGAAUUUUAUUUCCCUAAUUUCAGUUUGAAUCCCCUCAAUCGACUCCAUCCGAUCCACACCCAGCUUUUGCGGACGUCCCAUUGAACCGGGAUGUCUCGGCCAGAAGCUCCGCCAUGCUCAGCGCCUUCCCCAACCCGAAAGAAGACACAAUAAGCCAGUAUUCGAUGAAUAUCGCCGAAGAGAAUGCGAAUCCCGACAGUGGAAAGAAGAAUUUUGCAACUAAAGUGAGUGGUUUUAGUGAAUUUGUGAGAGUGUUUAAUUUUGUCCAGUUUUCGUGGCGGGACCAGAAUUUUGGGAAUCUUGGUGGCUCUCGAAGCGAAAACUUUUGAGGUGGAGUGAAUAUGUUAUUUUGGGAAUUACUAAGCCCCUUUUGAUCUGUUGGAAAGUUUAGCCGGAGUUUUAAUUCGAAUUUUUAUUUAAUUUUUGGGUCCCACCACGAAAACCCUGAAAAUCAGGGAGGGCUUUAUAAAUUGGGGGAGUGGUAAAAUACGCUUUUUAUUCUACAGUAAUGGACCUGAUAGAGUGGAAAAAAAUUACCAUUUUGCAUCCGGGAAGUAUAAAAAGUGUGGCAAAAUGCUUCCGUCUCCAGAUGAAAAAAAAUCCGGUUUCAAAAGCGCGUCCGUUCUUUUUGUGAAGGCAAAUCCUUAAAAACGAAGUUUUUUCACUUGGAGAGGGGGGCAUUUUGCCACAUUUUUGAUGCUUCCCGCAUGCAAAAUGUUACGUUUUUGCCACUGAAUCAGGUCCGUCACUGCAGCACAAAAAUUUUUUUUAAAUUCCCUUUGAUUUUUCAGCUCCGGCAGAAGGCGGACAAGCUCCUAAAUCGCAACCACAACCGUCAAUCCGUCCUCUCCGUGGAUGACAACCUUGAUGAAGCGAAUUCGAAGCGCCAUUCCCGCGCCCAGAGUAUCGCGUCGUCCUCGGGAUUCGCCUCGAACGGAGGGCCCGGAAUUUUGGACGAUUUGAGCGACAACACUUCGAAGGAACACCUGCUGAAUGUGAUUAGACACUUGAGAAAAGAGCUACAACUAAAAGAGAAUAGAAUCAGAGAUCUGGAAGAAUAUACGGGAGGAUUGUUGUCCAGAAUUAUGGAAUCUAACCCAGACCUUCUGCAGGUACCACCGAUUAAAUGA
Messenger RNA from Bursaphelenchus xylophilus (pine wood nematode), 3171 nucleotides. Lineage: Eukaryota; Metazoa; Nematoda; Chromadorea; Rhabditida; Aphelenchoididae. The record is from the annotation of a GenBank genome assembly.